CAUUGUUUUAAAGAUUUUUUUGGGAGUUUCAAAAAAAAUCUUUGAAAAAGUGGGGGAUAAAAAAUGGAUUAUAACAUUAUUUUUUUUUAAUGAUUUGAUGGGGUUAUUUUGUUUGUUUUAGCAAAUCGGUUGAUGGGUUUUUGAGUAUUUGCUAAUGGUUGGUGAAUGAUGAUUUGAGUUAAGAGAAAAAGAAAAAGGAAGAGGUGUAAAGAUGUCGAAGAAAUAGUGUAAAGUAGUAGUAAAGACUAGAACAAAUACAUGAGAAAAACGUUAGUUAUACUUUAUUCUUGGGUAAUUUUUGUCAAAUAAAUGGAUAAUUGAGCUGAAAUGUCAUGCCCGGUGCUUGGAUGAGUUUUUCCAAAGGGGGGUUUUUUGAAUCCAAAUAUUAAUUUCAAAUUUGGAGAUAGGACACCACCACUUUUGGUAGUUGCAGUCAAAGUGAAUGGUGAUAAAGGCAAGUUGAGCAAUUGUGAGAAAUUUUUAGAUUAAAUCUUUAUACAUCUCAAGAGAAUUCUUGGAAUAAAAAUUAUAUUUUUUGUUAAUUUGGAUUGAAAGACCUUUUAGUAUACUGCAAAAUCUACAUCUUUUUCUUUAAGGGGGAUAGUGGGGACUGCAGGAUCUUACGCUACGUCUCCUCAGUGUCUUACGGAUCUAGCAAGUAAUAGUAUGCGCCUGGCGAUUCACAGCUGAACAAAAACGCCACUCUCAUAAUUCCCAUUAUAUUCUUCUUCCUACUUUUUUCUGAUCCAAAUUUCCAUAUAGCCCGUGCUGUCUUUUGUCUUCGUUAAUACAUCUGAUGGGGUUUCGUUCAAACCCUAGAUUUAUCAUCCUUGUAGUAGCUGCUGCUGUUUUGCUUCUACUAUUGUCCUUAUCUCACACCGCCGCUGCACAGGAAAAUGAGGGAGAUGAAUCAAGAUCCUUCCAAGACCUGGGCCGCCGUGGCAUGGUCGUUAGAAAUGGAGGUGAUGCCAAAUCUGCUGGUAAUGGUCUUAAAUUGGAAUCGGGGCUUGGAAUUUUUGAUGCUUUCUUUGCCAGCUUGUCAAUGAUUUUGGUCAGCGAGAUUGGUGAUGAGACUUUUAUAAUAGCAGCUCUUAUGGCAAUGCGACACCCUAAAUCUACUGUGUUAUCGGGUGCUCUCACCGCCUUGAUUGUCAUGACAGUACUUUCUACUGGACUUGGUAGAAUCGUGCCAAAUUUAAUUUCAAGGAAGCAUACAAAUAGUGCAGCCACCGUUCUUUAUGCAUUUUUUGGCCUGCGGCUACUUUACAUUGCCUGGAGAUCGGAUUCAAAAUCAUCACAGAAAAAAGAAAUGGAAGAAGUAGAAGAAAAGCUUGAGGCUGGCCAAGGGAAAACAUCCUUCCGCCGUUACUUUUCAAGAUUUUGCACACCAAUAUUUUUGGAAUCAUUUAUUUUAACUUUUUUAGCUGAGUGGGGAGACCGUAGCCAGAUUGCUACAAUUGCUCUGGCAACACACAAAAAUGCCAUCGGCGUAGCUGUGGGGGCUACUUUGGGACAUACCAUCUGCACCUCCCUGGCAGUGGUUGGUGGAAGCCUUCUGGCGUCUAAGAUCUCUCAAGGGACAGUUGCAACCAUUGGAGGCUUACUUUUCCUUUGCUUUUCCUUGUCGUCUUAUUUCUAUCCUCCUCUAUAACAGCUAUUUAUAACCUACUGUAAUUAAAUUACAAUUAAAUUAAGUAUAAGUGAAGUUUAAUCAAUAAAUAAGUUGAAUUUAUAUGUUUUGAA
Molecule: messenger RNA, 1743 nt
Organism: Populus nigra (black poplar)
Lineage: Eukaryota; Viridiplantae; Streptophyta; Magnoliopsida; Malpighiales; Salicaceae
Product: GDT1-like protein 4
Exons: 9
Coding region: 797-1651 (284 amino acids)
Biological process (GO): calcium ion transmembrane transport; Golgi calcium ion homeostasis; manganese ion transmembrane transport
Cellular component (GO): Golgi apparatus
Molecular function (GO): manganese ion transmembrane transporter activity; calcium ion transmembrane transporter activity
Source: RefSeq, a predicted model, not a curated record